CAGCUCUCUGCCCUGUCUCUCUCUGCCUCGAGUCUCCACUGGGUAAACAGCCAUGUCUCACCGCAAAUUCCAAGCCCCUCGCCAUGGGCACAUGGGCUUUCUGCCCCACAAGCGAAGUAAGAGACAUCGUGGCAAGAUCAGAAGUUGGCCCAAAGAUGAUCCAAAACAGCCAGUCCACCUCACAGCUUUCCUGGGAUACAAGGCUGGUAUGACCCAUACGCUGAGAGAGGUGCAGCGCACUGGCAUGAAGAUAUCAAAGCGAGAAGAGGUGGAGGCUGUGACUAUUAUUGAGACUCCGCCUGUCAUUGUGGUGGGUGUAGUAGGGUACAUCAGCACUGUGAAAGGUCUCCGCUCAUUCAAGACCAUCUUUGCUGAGCACAUUAGUGAUGAGUGCAAACGUCGAUUCUACAAAAACUGGUAUAAGUGCAAGAAAAAGGCCUUCACCAAGUACAGCAAGAAGUGGCAGGAUGAACCAGGCAAGAAGCAGCUGGAGAAGGACUUUUCUCUGAUGAAGAAGUACUGCUCUGUGAUUCGUGUUAUCGUUCAUUCUCAGAUGCGCUUGUUAACCCUGCGCCAGAAGAAAGCUCACAUCAUGGAAGUGCAGCUAAACGGAGGCACUGUGGCUGAGAAGGUAGACUGGGUGAGGGAGAAGCUAGAGCAGCCUGUACCUGUUUCUUCUGUCUUCUACCAGGAUGAGAUGAUUGAUGUCAUUGGGGUCACCAAGGGCCAUGGCAUGAGGGGUGUGACAAGUCGCUGGCACACCAAGAAGCUGCCAAGAAAAACUCAUAAAGGCCUGAGGAAGGUGGCCUGCAUCGGAGCCUGGCAUCCAGCCCGUGUGGGCUUUACUGUGGCCCGUGCUGGCCAGAAGGGAUACAACCACCGGACAGAGCUUAACAAAAAGAUCUACCGUAUUGGGAAAGGGGUUCAUGUCCAAGAAGGAAAAGUAGUUUGCAACAAUGCCUCCACUAGUUAUGAUACAACUCAGAAGUCCAUCACUCCACUGGGAGGCUUCCCUCAGUACGGUGAGGUGAACAAUGACUUUGUGAUGGUCAAGGGCUGUGUAAUUGGGACAAAGAAAAGAGUUCUUACUCUUAGAAAGUCCCUGCUUGUGCAAACCUCACGCAAGACCAGAGAAAAAAUUGAGCUUAAAUUCAUUGACACCACCUCCAAGUUUGGACAUGGCCGCUUCCAGACAGCUCAGGAGAAGUUUGCCUUUAUGGGCCCUCAGAAGAAACACCUGUUAAAGAAAGCUGAGCCUGCUGAGGAGACUCUGUGAGGUGUAGUGUGUUCUCCUUAUGAAAAUGCACAUGUUUAAAAUAAAAUAGCUUUUAGACUCAGAGA
This is a messenger RNA of Trichomycterus rosablanca, 1341 nucleotides long. Its product is annotated as large ribosomal subunit protein uL3-like. Gene Ontology annotation, cellular component: ribosome; cytosolic large ribosomal subunit. The record is from RefSeq and is a predicted model, not a curated record. The transcript has 10 exons. The coding region runs from base 53 to 1276 and encodes 407 amino acids. NCBI's taxonomy places the organism in Eukaryota, Metazoa, Chordata, Actinopteri, Siluriformes, Trichomycteridae. Gene Ontology annotation, biological process: translation. Gene Ontology annotation, molecular function: structural constituent of ribosome; RNA binding.